AUGCCGGUUGUUAAGGGUGGUGUCUGGACCAACAUUGAGGACGAGAUCCUCAAGGCAUCCGUCUCGAAAUAUGGUCUCAACCAGUGGCAGCGCGUCUCGUCUCUCCUCGCCCGUAAGACCGCGAAGCAGUGCAAGGCGCGGUGGACAGAAUGGCUGGACCCGGGCAUCCGCAAGGUGGAGUGGUCGAAGGAGGAAGAUGAGAAGCUAUUGCAUCUGGCUAAGCUGAUGCCCACACAAUGGCGAACAAUCGCACCCAUCGUUGGCCGAACCGCGACACAGUGCCUAGAGCGUUAUCAGCGGUUACUUGACGAAGCUGAGGCACGCGAGGACGACGAACUUGGCCUUGGUGGUCCGGAAGGAGGAGAGACCGCGGCGCCAACGGGUGACGAUGUGCGCAAGUUGCGACCGGGCGAGACCGACCCAGAUCCCGAGUCAAAACCCGCGAGACCAGACACUGUCGAUCUUGACGAAGAUGAGAAGGAAAUGCUGAGCGAGGCUCGAGCUCGAUUGGCCAAUACACAGGGCAAGAAGGCAAAGCGAAAAGCUCGAGAACGCCAGCUAGAAGAGUCCAGGCGACUAGCGGUGUUGCAGAAGCGACGAGAACUGAAGAAUGCCGGCAUCAACAUCAAGAUCACCAAUCGCAAAAAGGGACAGAUGGACUACAAUGCUGAUGUUCCAUUCGAAAAGGCUCCAGCUGCUGGUUUCUACGAUACAAUUGACGAGAAGACGACCAACGAGCGGGAACGAGAAUCCUUCGAUCCAAGGAAACAACAGCUCGCGCGUAAGCGGCAAGGCGACCAGGAUGAAGAAAAGGACCCCAAACGCCAGAAGCAGGAAAAGGACAAAACUGCCGCAGCCGCGGCCGCUCGAGCCGGUCAGAUGCAGAAGAUGCGUGAAGCUGAGCAACAAAGUCGACGAAGAGGUCUCAACCUACCGGCCCCUCAGGUCAGCGAUGCUGAGCUUGAAGACAUCGUCAAGAUGGGCUUAGCUGGUGAUCGAGCUGUCAAAGCGUCAGGCGAGGAUGAGACCGACACUCAGCGUCUCGUAUCUGGCUACGCGAACAUGGUCGGCCAAACACCGAUCAGGACGCCGCGGGCCCCUGCCCAGGAGGACCAUAUCGCCAAUGAAAUUCGUAACAUCCGUGCCCUAACAGAUACGCAAUCAUCACUUCUCGGCGGUGAGAACACUCCUCUUCAUGAAGGGGCUGCCUCGACCGGUUUCGAUGGCAUCGCUCCACGAAGAAACGACAUGGUGACCCCUAAUCCUAUGGCGACUCCACGACAGCCUAAUGGUGCAAAUCGCGUGGGAGCCACCCCUCUCCGGACCCCUCGCGACAGUUACACUCUCAACGCUGCGGACCAGCAGCAACUCGUCUCACAAACGCCGGCCGAGAUUCGACACGCGGAACAAGUCACCAAAGCCUCACUACGUGCAAAACUAGCCUCUCUCCCAAAACCAAAAGCCACAUCCUGGGAGCUCGAAGAACUCCCAACCGAAAACGCCGAAGUCACUGCGCCAUCCAUCUCCCAGGAAGAUCAGGAAGAGAUCGACCGGCGCGCGCAACAAGCCCGCGAAGCCGCGGCCCUGGCCGAAUUCAAGCGCCAGAGCACCGUCUAUCAGCGGUCGCUACCACGCCCCAAAACUAUCAAUUACACCGCCCUCGCCCAAGACGCCGCCUCAAACACCGACCCAAUCCGUGCUCUCAUCGCCUCCGAGACCGCCCUUCUCAUGGCUCACGACGCCCGCAAAUUCCCUCUACCAAACUCCUCCGUCUCCGGCAAACCGCCAACACUCGCCCCUCUCCCAGACGACCUCCACGCCGCCGCCCGUGCAGAGCUCGCCCGCGACCUCAGCCCCUCCGACCAAGAAGCGUACCACGCCGCGGUAACCUCCCACUACGCCGACCUCGACGCCGCAAACCCCCUACCGCACACCAUCCCACCAUCGGCGCCCGCCUCCGCCUACGCGCGCCCCUUCGCGAGCGCGACGGCGGCGCUGCACGCGCUGGCGGAGCAGGACGCCAAAACCGAGGCGCUGCUCAAGAAGCUGCACGGCGGGUACGCGGCGCGGCAGAGGGCGCUGAGGAAGAAGAUCGAGGAGCGCUACGAGGAGGUCGAGAAAACGAGGGUGGAAUUGGAGUGUUUCACGAACUUGCGCAUUGGUGAGGAGGCGGCGUUGACCAGGCGGCUGGAGGGUCUGAGGGAGGAGGUGGCGGCUGUGAGUAGGCGGGAGAGGGAGGCUCAGGAGGAGUAUAGGAAGGUCAAAGAGGGUGAGGUCAACGGCUUGUAG
Messenger RNA from Cyphellophora europaea CBS 101466, 2289 nucleotides. RefSeq lists its product as uncharacterized. The transcript has a single exon. NCBI's taxonomy places the organism in Eukaryota, Fungi, Ascomycota, Eurotiomycetes, Chaetothyriales, Cyphellophoraceae. Gene Ontology annotation, cellular component: spliceosomal complex; Prp19 complex. The coding region runs from base 1 to 2289 and encodes 762 amino acids. Gene Ontology annotation, biological process: mRNA splicing, via spliceosome. The record is from RefSeq and is a predicted model, not a curated record.